CCCCUGCACCCCGGAGUCCGGCUUCGUCACCCCGUCUUGGGGGGCCUGCCCUCCGGCCUCGAGAAUCCUCCCCCUGCAGCCCAACAACAACAAAACCCCCCGUCUCGCCCAGUCACCGGGGAGGGGGGGGACCAUGUCCCAGCGGGUGAGGCGCAAUGGGUCCCCCACGCCGGCCGGCUCCCUUGGGGGUGGUGCGGUGGCCACGGCCGGGGGACCCGGGAGCCGCUUGCAGCCCAUGAGGGCGACGGUUCCGUUCCAGCUGAAGCAGCAGCAGCAACAUGGCAGCCCCACGCGGAGCGGCGGCGGCGGCGGCGGCAACAACAACGGUGGCUGCUGUGGUGGCGCCUCAGGCCCCGCAAGCGGCGGCGGCGGCGGCGGCGGUGGCCCGCGCACCGCCUCGCGCAGCACCAGCCCCACGCGCGGCGGCGGGAACGCGGCCGCGCGCACCAGCCCCACGGUGGCCACGCAGACGGGCGCGUCCGCGACGUCCACGCGAGGCACCAGCCCCACGCGCAGCGCCGCGCCUGGAGCUCGCGGGAGCCCCCCACGGCCGCCGCCGCCGCCGCCGCUGCUGGGCACCGUGUCGUCGCCCAGCUCGUCGCCCACCCACCUGUGGACCGGCGAGGUGAGCGCGGCCCCACCCCCAGCCCGCGUCCGGCAUCGGAGGAGGUGUCCGGAGCAGAGCCGAAGCUCGCCGGAGAAGAGGAGCCCCAGCGCCCCGGUUUGCAAAGCAGCUUCACAGAAUCAAGAACGGCUAUGUGCAUUUAAAGAUCCGUAUCAGCAAGACCUUGGGAUAGGUGAGAGUAGAAUCUCUCAUGAAAAUGGGACAAUAUUAUGCUCGAAAGGUAGCACCUGCUAUGGCCUUUGGGAGAAAUCAAAAGGGGACAUAAAUCUUGUAAAACAAGGAUGUUGGUCUCACAUUGGAGAUCCCCAAGAGUGUCACUAUGAAGAAUGUGUAGUAACUACCACUCCUCCCUCAAUUCAGAAUGGAACAUACCGUUUCUGCUGUUGUAGCACAGAUUUAUGUAAUGUCAACUUUACUGAGAAUUUUCCACCUCCUGACACAACACCACUCAGUCCACCUCAUUCAUUUAACCGAGAUGAGACAAUAAUCAUUGCUUUGGCAUCAGUCUCUGUAUUAGCUGUUUUGAUAGUUGCCUUAUGCUUUGGAUACAGAAUGUUGACAGGAGACCGUAAACAAGGUCUUCACAGUAUGAACAUGAUGGAGGCAGCAGCAUCCGAACCCUCUCUUGAUCUAGAUAAUCUGAAACUGUUGGAGCUGAUUGGCCGAGGUCGAUAUGGAGCAGUAUAUAAAGGCUCCUUGGAUGAGCGUCCAGUUGCUGUAAAAGUGUUUUCCUUUGCAAACCGUCAGAAUUUUAUCAACGAAAAGAACAUUUACAGAGUGCCUUUGAUGGAACAUGACAACAUUGCCCGCUUUAUAGUUGGAGAUGAGAGAGUCACUGCAGAUGGACGCAUGGAAUAUUUGCUUGUGAUGGAGUACUAUCCCAAUGGAUCUUUAUGCAAGUAUUUAAGUCUCCAUACAAGUGACUGGGUAAGCUCUUGCCGUCUUGCUCGUUCUGUUACUAGAGGACUGGCUUAUCUUCACACAGAAUUACCACGAGGAGAUCAUUAUAAACCUGCAAUUUCCCAUCGAGAUUUAAACAGCAGAAAUGUCCUAGUGAAAAAUGAUGGAACCUGUGUUAUUAGUGACUUUGGACUGUCCAUGAGGCUGACUGGAAAUAGACUGGUGCGCCCAGGGGAGGAAGAUAAUGCAGCCAUAAGCGAGGUUGGCACUAUCAGAUAUAUGGCACCAGAACUGCUAGAAGGAGCUGUGAACUUGAGGGACUGUGAAUCAGCUUUGAAACAAGUAGACAUGUAUGCUCUUGGACUAAUCUAUUGGGAGAUAUUUAUGAGAUGUACAGACCUCUUCCCAGGGGAAUCCGUACCAGAGUACCAGAUGGCUUUUCAGACAGAGGUUGGAAACCAUCCCACUUUUGAGGAUAUGCAGGUUCUCGUGUCUAGGGAAAAACAGAGACCCAAGUUCCCAGAAGCCUGGAAAGAAAAUAGCCUGGCAGUGAGGUCACUCAAGGAGACAAUCGAAGACUGUUGGGACCAGGAUGCAGAGGCUCGGCUUACUGCACAGUGUGCUGAGGAAAGGAUGGCUGAACUUAUGAUGAUUUGGGAAAGAAACAAAUCUGUGAGCCCAACAGUCAAUCCAAUGUCUACUGCUAUGCAGAAUGAACGCAACCUGUCACAUAAUAGGCGUGUGCCAAAAAUUGGUCCUUAUCCAGAUUAUUCUUCCUCCUCAUACAUUGAAGACUCUAUCCAUCAUACUGACAGCAUCGUGAAGAAUAUUUCCUCUGAGCAUUCUAUGUCCAGCACACCUUUGACUAUAGGGGAAAAAAACCGAAAUUCAAUUAACUAUGAAUGACAGCAAGCACAAGCUCGAAUCCCCAGCCCUGAAACAAGUGUCACCAGCCUCUCCACCAACACAACAACCACAAACACCACAGGCCUCACGCCAAGUACUGGCAUGACUACUAUAUCUGAGAUGCCAUACCCAGAUGAAACAAAUCUGCAUACCACAAAUGUUGCACAGUCAAUUGGGCCAACCCCUGUCUGCUUACAGCUGACAGAAGAAGACUUGGAAACCAAGCUAGACCCAAAAGAAGUUGAUAAGAACCUCAAGGAAAGCUCUGAUGAGAAUCUCAUGGAGCACUCUCUUAAGCAAUUCAGUGGCCCAGACCCACUGAGCAGUACUAGUUCUAGCUUGCUUUACCCACUCAUAAAACUUGCAGUAGAAGCAACUGGACAGCAGGACUUCACACAGGCUGCAAAUGGCCAAGCAUGUUUGAUUCCUGAUGUUCUGCCUACUCAGAUCUAUCCUCUCCCCAAGCAGCAGAACCUUCCCAAGAGACCUACUAGUUUGCCUUUGAACACCAAAAAUUCAACAAAAGAGCCCCGGCUAAAAUUUGGCAGCAAGCACAAAUCAAACUUGAAACAAGUCGAAACUGGAGUUGCCAAGAUGAAUACAAUCAAUGCAGCAGAACCUCAUGUGGUGACAGUCACCAUGAAUGGUGUGGCAGGUAGAAACCACAGUGUUAACUCCCAUGCUGCCACAACCCAAUAUGCCAAUGGGACAGUACUAUCUGGCCAAACAACCAACAUAGUGACACAUAGGGCCCAAGAAAUGUUGCAGAAUCAGUUUAUCGGUGAGGACACCCGGCUGAAUAUUAAUUCCAGUCCUGAUGAGCAUGAGCCUUUACUGAGACGAGAGCAACAAGCUGGCCAUGAUGAAGGUGUUCUGGAUCGUCUUGUGGACAGGAGGGAACGGCCACUAGAAGGUGGCCGAACUAAUUCCAAUAACAACAACAGCAAUCCAUGUUCAGAACAAGAUGUUCUUGCACAGGGUGUUCCAAGCACAGCAGCAGAUCCUGGGCCAUCAAAGCCCAGAAGAGCACAGAGGCCUAAUUCUCUGGAUCUUUCAGCCACAAAUGUCCUGGAUGGCAGCAGUAUACAGAUAGGUGAGUCAACACAAGAUGGCAAAUCAGGAUCAGGUGAAAAGAUCAAGAAACGUGUGAAAACUCCCUAUUCUCUUAAGCGGUGGCGCCCUUCCACCUGGGUCAUCUCCACUGAAUCGCUGGACUGUGAAGUCAACAAUAAUGGCAGUAACAGGGCAGUUCAUUCCAAAUCCAGCACUGCUGUUUACCUUGCAGAAGGAGGCACUGCCACAACCAUGGUGUCUAAAGAUAUAGGAAUGAACUGUCUGUGAAAUGUUUUCAAGCCUAUGGAGUGAAAUUAUUUUUUGCAUCAUUUAAACAUGCAGAAGAUGUUUAAAAAAAAAACAAAAACUGCUUUAUCCUCCUGUCAGCACCCCCUCCCACCCCUGCAACAAGGACUUGCUUUAAAUAGAUUUCAGCUAUGCAGAAAAAUUUAGCUUAUGCUUCCAUAUUUUUAAAUUUUGUUUUUUAAGUUUUGCACUUUUGUUUAGUCUCGCUAAAGUUAUAUUUGUCUGUUAUGACCACAGAGUUAUAUGUGUGUGUAUCAAAAGUGGUCUCAAAAUAUUUUUUUAAGAAAAAAAGCAAAAACAAUGUAUUGCUGAUAAUCAGUUUGGACCAGUUUCUUAAGGUCAUUAAAACAGAAGCAAAUUAAGACA
Molecule: messenger RNA, 4156 nt
Organism: Pan troglodytes (chimpanzee)
Lineage: Eukaryota; Metazoa; Chordata; Mammalia; Primates; Hominidae
Product: bone morphogenetic protein receptor type-2-like
Biological process (GO): blood vessel development; protein phosphorylation; BMP signaling pathway
Cellular component (GO): plasma membrane; signaling receptor complex
Molecular function (GO): ATP binding; transforming growth factor beta receptor activity
Source: RefSeq, a predicted model, not a curated record